UCUCAUGAGGACCAUCACCGUGGCGACCGUUCUCCUCUGCCUGGGACUAGUUAACUCAGCCCGAGAAAAAGCAGUUUCUUCUCAUGGGGCCCAGACGUGUUGUACGAGCUACACACGGAGCCCCAUACCUUUCCACCGCAUCACAGGCGUUAAAACACAGACCGUAAUGGAAAACUGUGACCUCGAUGCCAUCAUUUUCGAAACAGUCAAAAAGAACAAGAUAUGUGCAGACAGAAGAGCUCCGUGGGUGCAAAGAAUUUUGAAAAUGCUGAGUGAUCAGUUUAAGAAGUUGGCUAAAGAGCGUCCGGAUGUUCGCAGACAAAUGCAGAUGGACAAAAGUGUAAAGUCUGUGAUGGACAACAACAGUGGAGUUUUCUUCAGUUCCACAGAAAGCUCUCAGAACAUCACAGAGUCUUUCUACACCUCAGGCAGCACAGAGGCUUUUGUUUGAAGGAUUCAUGUAGAGUCACAGUUUCCUGGUCUUUGCUGAACUCAAACUAUUGUCUCUUGUAUCGUGCACUGCUUUUGGUGUCCUCUAGAUGGCAGGAUUGCUCAGUUAUAAAUCUAUGAUAUAAUUUUCAAUUAAAUCAGACAAAAAAUGUA
Messenger RNA from Periophthalmus magnuspinnatus, 603 nucleotides. RefSeq names its product C-C motif chemokine 20-like. Gene Ontology annotation, biological process: immune response; monocyte chemotaxis; lymphocyte chemotaxis. The coding region runs from base 5 to 451 and encodes 148 amino acids. NCBI's taxonomy places the organism in Eukaryota, Metazoa, Chordata, Actinopteri, Gobiiformes, Gobiidae. Gene Ontology annotation, cellular component: extracellular region. Gene Ontology annotation, molecular function: CCR chemokine receptor binding; chemokine activity. The transcript has 4 exons. The record is from RefSeq and is a predicted model, not a curated record.